Phytophthora nicotianae INRA-310 is the source of this 315-nucleotide messenger RNA. RefSeq lists its product as hypothetical. Lineage: Eukaryota; Oomycota; Peronosporomycetes; Peronosporales; Peronosporaceae. The record is from RefSeq and is a predicted model, not a curated record. Bases 1 to 315 code for a protein of 104 amino acids. The transcript has a single exon.
AUGCUGCACGAAGGGAAGGAGUACGUGAUUAGGACAACGAACAAAGUCACUGGCACCAUCUACUACAACUGCUGUCAUUUCCGACAAGGCUGCCUUGCAAAGCUGAUUUCGAAAAGAGAACACGUACGCGCUCGCGGUGAGCACAACUGCGAGAAUUUACUGUCGAAACAAGUCGUGGAUGUGCGGUGUGGAAUGCUUCAGCAGCUUCAGCGAGCGGCUCUAGAAUCAGCGUCUGAAGCUCCAUCAAUGGUGUGGGAGCGUGUCCGCUCAGCAUUGAACAACUUACACAAAGGAAGCACGCUGAACGCCAUAUGA